Messenger RNA from Triticum aestivum (bread wheat), 666 nucleotides. RefSeq names its product leucine-rich repeat receptor-like protein kinase PXL1. The record is from RefSeq and is a predicted model, not a curated record. The transcript has a single exon. Bases 104 to 448 code for a protein of 114 amino acids. Lineage: Eukaryota; Viridiplantae; Streptophyta; Magnoliopsida; Poales; Poaceae.
CAAAAAAUGUAGUGUUUGUGUAACCAAGGAGGAGAGCUCUCGGCAAAGCUGGUGCUGGUGUCUUUCUUGGUGUGUGCAUGUGUAUGUGUUGAGUUUUCUCAUCAUGUGUGUGUUCUUGAGAGAAACUACAAGUGAGAGUUGUGUGAGGAAGAAGAAGAAGCGGCGCUGCGGAGGAGGUGGCGCCAACAGGCUGGACUCGGUGCUCGACCCGAGGCUCGCCGGCGAGUCACGCACCUGCAGGGACGAGAUGCGCAAGGUCCUCGACGUCGCGCUCCUCUGCGCCUCCAGCCUCCCGAUCGAUCGGCCGUCCAUGAGGUCCGUUGUGAAACAGCUGCUCGAGGUCAGCAACCCCGUCGUCGCUGUGGUCGACUGGUCGUGGAGGACAAGGAACCUCUUCAUGUGUGAUCCAUGUAUGGCCAUGUCUCAGAAAGCAAUGCUAGUUUGGUAGUGGCUUACGCUUUUUUUCGAUGCAGAAUAGCUCUGAAAUCUUAGAGAUAAAACCAGGUGUCUUGUUGUCCAUGCCAUGGCCAGCACUCCUACAUGAGGUCUUUUUAAAGAUCUCCAUAUGCAUCGGGAUCUCUAGGGGCGUGUUUGGUUGCCGUGUGUAACAGUGCCUGCAUCGCAUACACUUCUCUACUCAGCCUGGCUAUGCAAAUGCAGCCUCAA